Molecule: messenger RNA, 2410 nt
Organism: Pipra filicauda (Wire-tailed manakin)
Lineage: Eukaryota; Metazoa; Chordata; Aves; Passeriformes; Pipridae
Product: synaptonemal complex protein 1-like
Exons: 12
Coding region: 550-1743 (397 amino acids)
Biological process (GO): lateral element assembly; chiasma assembly; meiotic DNA repair synthesis
Cellular component (GO): male germ cell nucleus; transverse filament; synaptonemal complex
Molecular function (GO): double-stranded DNA binding
Source: RefSeq, a predicted model, not a curated record
GAUGGGGUCUCGAUUAGCUUUCAAUAUAUAAUAUGAGUUUCAGCUUAAAGAGGUUAAAAUAUUUUUACUUUCUUACUCUAGUUUGAAAGCACACCUGUUUUUUUAGCGUUAGAAUGGAUUUCAGAAUUUCAUUGUAAAACUCAAAAAUUUAUAAUUGUGAUUCCAGGUUAAAACUAUUGAAAAUGGAAUUUCGAGAAAGGCAAAGCAGUUGAAGAUUGUAGGAAGUAACUAGGAAAAUUAAUUUUUUUCAUGGAUUGUAGGGAACCUGACACAAGAUUGUUUUUUAAAUUGUGAAGUUACUUUUUUUUUUCCCUUCUUUCUUCUCUUUAAACUCUACAACCACCGAGGAACUGGUUCACUGCCAUUAAUUAACAUCUUCUAGUACUUUAUGGCUGAAACUCCGAUCACUGUAACACGGCAGGUUGUGUUUCAGUUUGCUGGAGUAAAUCAGGCUGGGGCAAAUGCACGUGUGAGAAUGUUGACAGUAAUCUCUGACACAGGGAGGCAUUGGUAGGAGUUAUUCAUUAAUGUUUGAAAUAUCUCUUUUAGAUGAAUAAUUUAAAGAAACAGGUGGAAAAUAAAACCAAAUGCAUUGAAGAGUUGCAGCAGGAGAAUAAGGUGCUGAAAAAGAAAAUUACUGCAGAAAGCAAGAAAACCAGUAUUUAUGAAGGAAAGGUGAAUAAAUUGCAGUUAGAGCUGGAAAAUAUGAACAAGCAACAUAAGGAAACAGUUGACAGCUAUCAAAAAGACAUUGAAACAAAAAAAGUAAAUGAAAAUAAACUUCAUGAAGAGGUAGAAAAGUUGAAGUUGCUUUAUGAUGAAGCAACAAUGAUACAGAGAGAAACUGAUAUCCGAUGUCAGCACAAGAUAAAAGAAAUGGUGGCACUAAUGGAAAAACACAAGCAUGAAUAUGACAAAAUGGUUGAAGAAAAAGAUGCGGAGUUAAAACUAUAUAAAAUUAAGCAGCAAGAGCAGUUAUCAUCAGAAAGAUCACUGGAAAGUGAGCUGUCACGUUUGAAAAGCGAACUGUCAUCCCUUAAGGAACAACUGAAAGAAGAAAUCGAGGAAAAGGAGAAUCUUGUGAAAAAACACUCCCAAAAUAGGGUUCCUGAAACUGAAAUGGAGCACAAGACCUAUGUGAUCAAGACUCCUCCAGUCCAUACCCUGCAGGGGGAGAGAAGCACAACUCUGCCUCCCGAGCAGAGCACGAGGAAAAAGCAGAAAGUGCUUCUUCAUCUGGACACUCACUCGGACAGCUCUGAGCACAGUGACCUCCUGAGCAUGGUCUCGGAAGAGAAAAUGUUUAAGAAGUUGUACCAAGAUUAUCCUCAAGCUUCACAAUUACAUUCCACGGCACCAAAAAAGACCUAUGUGAUCAAGACUCCUCCAGUCCAUACCCUGCAGGGGGAGAGAAGCACAACUCUGCCUCCCGAGCAGAGCACGAGGAAAAAGCAGAAAGUGCUUCUUCAUCUGGACACUCACUCGGACAGCUCUGAGCACAGUGACCUCCUGAGCAUGGUCUCGGAAGAGAAAAUGUUUAAGAAGUUGUACCAAGAUUAUCCUCAAGCUUCACAAUUAUAUUCCACAGCACCAAAAAAGACGCCGACUCUCUCCAGUGUGAAAUCUCCAGGCUCUGCACUGAAACUCAAAGCCAUGAGGAAGAUGCACGAGGCAGGAUGGGCUGCGGUUUCCAAAGUGGACAGGAGAAGAAAAAUAAAAGAAGUUGCAAAGUUCUUUGCUUAAAAUGCAGAAAUGACCAGUGCCCUGGCAUUAUUUAUCAGUGCCAGUAACAGUGGCACUAAUAACAGUGUUGUUAUUCUUUCAGAGUUAGUACUUUGGUGCAUUUUUCUGUCAUACUCAGUGUGUUGAAUACUACAUUCAUUUCCAUUACACACAUAAACUUCACAGAUCCAGAGCUACAUCCACCUGCAGAGCCUUUCCCACCUUUUCCUCCUCUGUGCUAUAAAACAUCAGGACACAAAUUAGCCAAUUUUAAAUUUUGAAAUAAGUAUAACUACAUAGAAAGUUGUUUCCAAGCUGUUUCUGGCAUUAGAAAUACUGAUUUUAAAGAAGUUUAAUUCUGUUCUUUUAAAUUUACUCUUUUUCUUAAUACAUAAUUCACAGAAGAUACUUUGUGAAAGAAAUACUGAAGCUGUUAAAUGUGUGCACUUUCACCUGAAGUCAUCUUGCUUUUCCUGCAUUUUAAAUGUUCUUAGGCCUUUCCUUUUAGACUGUUUUGUUUUCAGUAGCUACUAUUUCAGUAUGUUAAAACAGUUCUGACACUUCUAAAAUUGAAUAGAAUUACUUCCAUUUAAAAAGAUUUCACUUCAUAAGGAAUAAAAUAUGCACACUCGUUAAGAUUGUAAAAACAAUGUCAAGAUGUCAUUAAAUUGUUGAUCUGAAAUAUAAA